This is a messenger RNA of Leptomonas pyrrhocoris, 885 nucleotides long. Its product is annotated as DNA topoisomerase type IB small subunit. The transcript has a single exon. Gene Ontology annotation, molecular function: DNA binding; DNA topoisomerase type I (single strand cut, ATP-independent) activity. Gene Ontology annotation, biological process: chromosome segregation; DNA replication; DNA topological change. Lineage: Eukaryota; Euglenozoa; Kinetoplastea; Trypanosomatida; Trypanosomatidae. The record is from RefSeq and is a predicted model, not a curated record. Gene Ontology annotation, cellular component: nucleolus; chromosome. The coding region runs from base 115 to 885 and encodes 256 amino acids.
AGCACCACAGAAAAGAAAAGCAGCUGAGUUUUUUCUCCGUGUUGGUACCGAAGUGCACGAUCACGCGACGCGCUUUCUUUCCCGCUGUCGUCUCCUCCUGUAACUCGAAUCACCAUGCAGCCAUCGCACACGCCCCCGACGGCGCCACCCGCCGUGCCGGUCUCGCUGCCGAAGAAGACGCCUAUCGACGUGUCGGCGCUGAAGCUGAAGAUGUCGCCCACCAUCCUCGCCACGCUGGCAGCCGCCGGUGUGAAGGCACCGCACCCCCGCCCCACUGACGCCGCUGCAGAGGAAGAUGCACUGCUUGGGUUGAAGCCUGCGGCGGCGGUGGCCGCGCCUCCGCCGAAGGUGCGCAAGGUGGAGCGGGCGCCCUCCUCUUCCUCCUCGUCGUCGGCGUCGUCGUCCUCGUCGGAUGAGGACUCCAGCAGCGAUGCCAGCUCCGACUCCGACUCCGACUCCUCGGAUGACCGCUCCUCCUCUUCCUCCGCUUCAGCCGUGUCCUCGGAGGAGUCGGAGAAGGAGUCGACGCUGUUCGACAUCGCGCGGUCGCAGGGGUUGGUGAACAAAGACGUUCUUUCGCAGGUGGAGGAGGAGGACACGGCAUCGCUGGUGCCGCCGCGUCCGCCGGUUAUUCGCUCCUUCCCCACCGACAUUGAGAAGACGCUGUCCCGCUACCGGGAGCGCUUGAACCGCGAGGAGAACCUCAUCCGCAUCAAGGAUGACAACAAGUCGGUGUCGUUGGGCACCAGCAAGAUUAACUACAUCGACCCCCGCAUCGUGUGCUCGUGGGCGAAGGCGCAGGAUGUGCCGAUCAACAAGAUUUUCUCUUCUACUAUCAUCAAGAAGUUUCCGUGGGCCAUGAAUGCAGAGAAUUUUGAUUUCUAA